This is a messenger RNA of Clunio marinus, 300 nucleotides long. NCBI's taxonomy places the organism in Eukaryota, Metazoa, Arthropoda, Insecta, Diptera, Chironomidae. The record is from the annotation of a GenBank genome assembly.
AUGGAUGCGAAUUACGAAGUGAAGUGUGAGAACGAGGGAUGGGCAUUGAGAUUUCAGAAUAAUAGAGUAGAGCAGAGCAAAGAAUUUUUAAAAUAUUUUCUGUCGCUCUACACAAACGCUCAACCAAUAAAGGAAAAAAACUUCUUGAAUUGUAUUUUGCUUCUUAUUUCAAUCAACAAAAAGAAGAAGAAAGAAGUCAAAUUCUAUCGUCAGUCAACAAAAAUACUCAGCAAAAAUAAAGCUUUAACUAAGCCUAAAUUAUGUGAAAUUUCUCGUUUCCGAAAUGAAAUAAAAAUAUAA